This is a messenger RNA of Peronospora farinosa, 591 nucleotides long. NCBI's taxonomy places the organism in Eukaryota, Oomycota, Peronosporomycetes, Peronosporales, Peronosporaceae. The record is from the annotation of a GenBank genome assembly.
AUGGACGAUGCGAACGGCGAUGCGCCUCUUGGAAAAUGGGCGCAGCGCCAGGAAGCGCGGCGCAAUAUGUACGCCACUAGCACAGAGAACGUGCGUGUACAUCGCCGCGGUUUGGGGGCAUCAUCAGCUUCUAGUGCCGCGGCCAUGUGCCAGAAAUGUCUUCGAGCCGGCCACUGGACCUACGAAUGCAAGAAUGAGGCUGUGUAUGUUCAGCGGCCGUCACGCUCCCAACAGCUGAAGAAUCCAAAGCUGCGUCAACCAUUUAACAAGGACAAACCCCCAGAGCUACAGGAUGAGGAGAAGAAGAUGUUAAUGGAUGAGGAAAGCAAAAAGUUGAAGCAUAAGGACAAAGUCAAAGCUAAAAAGAAGAAGACAAACAUACAACGCAAGCGCCGCCGCAGUGUCAGCAGUAGCAGCAGUAGUAGUGAGUCGUCUUCAUCUAGCUCGGAAAGUUCCGACUCGAACUCGUCUGAUUCGUCAAGUUCCUCCUCGGAUUCGUCCGGUAGCGAAAGCGACAGCUCUUCGUCCUCGUCAGACAGUGACCGCAGUUCGCGGAGAAAACACCGUAUGAAGCGUCAACGAAACGAUUAG